AACAUUGUUCAAAUCGAAGUACGGUAUUUGAACAAUCGAACGACCAGAUCGACGACGACAACAACAACCGUACCCAAAGGCGCCAUGUCCUUCACAGAGUCUCGUCGCCGAGGCGUCAGAAAMAGUAGUCCAAGAAGAAGCUUGGCUUCUGCCAUGUUGUUUGCAAUUGGCCUGGGCCUGUUCAGCUCCUAUAACAUUGCCUUCACGUGUGCAUUUGCAUUUUCUUCGUCAGGGAUCCGCGAGGUKCAAGCAACGUCGUUUAUGAGCCCGUUAACGUCAGUAGUAGCGCCAACAAAAGGAAGAAUAACACCAAACACUGCAGGUGCAAAGACGCACCGGACUGCCCUUUUUUCGCAAGCGGAAAGUGGACAGGUGGAGAAAGAGAAACAACAACAACAGCAGCAGCAGUUGGAUUGGAAGAAAAUCUCGAAACAGAGCAAACUUUUUUGGAACAUGGCCUAUCCCUACUUCGAAGAAUCAAACGCCGGCCGAUGGCUCUUUGCGGGAAUGAUUGGUCUCACUCUUUUAAACUCUGGCGUAUCCGUCGGAUUUUCUUACAUUGGAAAAGACUUUUGGAACGCGUUGAGCAGCAAGAACACCGUUGAUUUUUACAACGUGCUCGGAAAGUACCUGGGGGCCCUGCUGGUCGGUGCGCCCAUCGUGACUCUUUAUAAAUUUCAGCGAGAACGAUUAGCCGUGCACUGGAGAGAAUGGAUGACCAAUCGAACCCUGCAGCUCUACGAAGACAACCGAGUCUAUUAUGUUAUUGAACGAGGGGGAGAGGUCGACAAUCCCGAUCAACGCAUCUGCGAAGACGUGCAAUCCUUUACRUCGUUUUCUUUGCAACUCUUUUUGACUAUCAUUUCGACUGUCAUCGAUUUGGUUUCGUUUUCAUUGAUCCUGUACUCCAUCUACCCGCAACUCUUCAUMGCAAUCGUGGCUUAUGCAUCGUUCGGAACCAUUACAACGACGUGGCUCGGAAAAGAUUUGGUGCGUCUCAAUUACGAACAGCUCACGAAGGAGGCCAACUUCCGCUUUUCUCUCGUGAGAUGGAGGGAAAACGCGGAAUCCAUCGCCUUUUACGCCGGUGAAGAUCUCGAGGGGAAAGUGGUUGGGGAGCGUCUGCAGAGUGUUGUGGGCAACACACGAGAGCUUAUUGCCACCCAACGUAAUCUAGAGUUUUUCACAAAUGGUUACCGAUUCUUGAUUCAGCUCUUGCCUGURACAGUGGUAGCUCCGAGGUACUUUGCCGGAGCCAUCGAAUUGGGAGUCAUCAGCCAGUCGGUUGGUGCCUUCAACCACAUUCUGAACGAUCUCAGCAUUAUCGUGAAUCAAUUCGAACAGCUCUCGCGCUUUUCGGCCGGCAUCGAUCGGUUGUCGGUCUUCUUGGAGGCCAUGCAGGAAGCCGAUCCAGAGCGCCGAAUGAUGCCGAACGACUCGAAAGACAAGUCGUCGCUGAUGAAACUGGCAAACACUACCGAAGCUGCGAACGCAAACACAACCGCGACAGAUACCGCAACGAACGGAGCGGUCGACAGCAAUGGCGUCAAGGGAACAACGGAUCUCGGCUCCAUCGAGUUGAUUCGCUCGCCACCAUCGCUCUACGAYGGAGAGUCCUAUCGGCUUCCGUCUACUGCGCCGCUGGUAUCCAUGAAAGACCUCGACCUGUUCACUCCCGACCGAAAGCGAACCCUGAUUCGGGAUCUCUCGAUGGACGUACAAGAGGGAGAAAACCUGCUCAUCGUCGGAAAUUCCGGGGCCGGAAAGUCGAGUCUCCUGCGAGCGGUCGCCGGUCUCUGGACGGCCGGCAGUGGCAGCAUCACGCGUCCCGGGGACGAAGACGUUUACUUUUUGCCGCAGCGCCCCUACUGUACGGUGGGAUCCCUAAGGGAUCAACUCCUGUAUCCGAGCUUGGAGCAGCAGCAGGAAGACGAGGGAACCAAGGRCAACAGCACGGAUACAGACGGGAACGGUACUCCGCGACACGUUGUCAACAGAUCGUUGAGCGAUCAAGAUCUGCUGGACGUUUUGGAGAAGGUUGAUCUUGGAGAACUCGCCAAGCGUUCGGGAGAUGGYGAUCCCUUCAAAGGUCUGGAAACCGUGUUGGAUUGGUCGAAUACCUUGUCGCUGGGAGAACAACAGCGAUUGGCCUUUGGAAGGGUGCUUGUCAACCAACCGAAGCUAGUUGUCUUGGACGAAGCCACUUCUGCGUUAGGUACGUAUCACACCACGGCAGCUUUCGUUUGGUCCAUAACGCGUCUSUUGACCGUUGCCUUGACGUUUGAAUGAUGUUUGCCUGACGACUUGCUUGCGUUCUUGGUUCUAAAAACUAAACGAUUCGCAUGAUAACAGACAUGGUGGCCGAGGCUCGCAUGUACAACUUGUUGCAAGGCAUGGGACGAAAGCAUCUUCURAAGAACGGUGAAAUGACCGCUCCCGGCUUGAGCUACAUCAGCGUUGGCCACCGACCAAGUCUCUUGGCGUACCACGACAAGAGAUUGCGAUUGAACGGAGAAGACCAGCACUCCCUGGAAGCGAUCGAAAAAUCGGCGUCCCUGGACGCGCAGGCAUUCAACAAGGUGUCAAACAUGUAGGGAAGCAAACUCCCUAUGAUGGUUUCUACUAGUUGUAUAUCAUUUUGUUUCGAACGAAAUCUUGUUUAGCCUACUAGAAUAUCAACAUCAAGAGACUCGUUGGAAUCCCAAAAAUGGAUUCGGCGGCCCAAACGAAAGGAAAAGCCUAGCCGGUAACGCCUCGUUCGUUGCCCGCCCCGUGGUUGCCGCCCUGGUUCUCCCCGCGCCGACCGUUCGUUCUCCUAUUAGAGCUCGACGGGCAUGAGGGUGUAGGUCUGGGUCUCGACCGCCGAGACCCCGUCGAUCUUUUUGAUUUUUUCCAGGAAGGCUUCCUCYGGUGCGUGCCCUCCCUUUUCCCAGUCGCCGUACUUGGGUUCCGGGAGGGCGACGACGACCUUGAAAUCGAGGCAGCCCCCGCAGACGAUGCGCUGGACGCUCUUGACGCCCUCGAC
Pseudo-nitzschia multistriata is the source of this 3025-nucleotide messenger RNA. Lineage: Eukaryota; Bacillariophyta; Bacillariophyceae; Bacillariales; Bacillariaceae. The record is from the annotation of a GenBank genome assembly.